AUGAGCCAUCAGUCACCUCCACAACAAUCGCCUCUACCCACGCAGGACCUCCCUUGUAUUGAUUGCAGACGGAGGAAGGUCAAGUGCUCCAAAACGGAGCCAUGUUCCAAUUGCCAACGCUUCAGGGUCGACUGCGUCUACGAGGACUCAAGUCGUCUGGUGAACAGGCGCACGCCCAAGUCGAAUGAUUCCUUGGCCAAACGCGUCGCCGAACUCGAAGAUCUCGUGCGAAACCUAAGUGGUCGACCGCAGCAAGGAAACCUCAUGGAAACCAUGACUCAGAACAUCUUACACAAAUUUUGCAGUCAAAAUGCUACGCCAGAGGACAGCGCUGCAGAUGGCAAGCUUGUAUUCGACAAGGACAGGUCCCGCUACCUCCACAAAGGUUUCUGGGCUGCCAUGUAUGACGAAGUUCGUUCAAAGCAACCCUUCAAUCCCAUCGACCCUGCGAUUUCGUUUCCUGGACCAGCAGAGCCCCAGUCAACAGGAGACGCUUUCUUCUUCCCCUAUACAAGUGGUCAAAGCCAACCUGCGGUGGUCCACCCGUCCAUACCCGAGACCGACUUCUUGAUCCAGAUGUUUUUUGACAAAGUCGAUCCGUUUGUCAAGAUCCUGCACAAGCCGACGCUGCGGCGCGAAUUGAAUCAUUUCCGCCGCGGUGUCUGCACGAACCCGACCGAGUUCGAAUGCCGUCUAUUUGUGAUCUAUGCUCUGGCACUGCUGUCGAUGUGUUCGGAGAUGAUUGAAUACCGCCUCCACGAGUCCAAAAAAUCGUUGCUUUCUCGAUUCCGAUCGUAUGUAGAGCACGGUCUGAGUCAAGUAAACCUGACCACAAGUCACUCCUUAUUCACCUUGCAGACAUUCUUGCUAUAUAUUACCCUUUUGUUCUGGACGGGCGAAAUGCUUCACGCCAGCAGUCUGUUGGCCAUGGCCUUCUCGAUGGCCAGACGGAUGGGACUCAAUCACGAUGGGGCGCACUUCUCUCUUUCCCCGUGGCAGAUUGAGCUCCGACGGCGACUCUGGCACCACCUUGCGCUUCUGGAUGCCUGGUGUGUUGAAAACCAUGGGCUCCAACCGAUCCUACAGCCCGGAGACGCUAAUACAUCUCUACCCCAAAACCACGACGACGCAGACUGGGAUACCACCGAGUUUGCUUCAACCCGUCCCAGGGAGCAGAACAAAUUCACCGACAUGACAUUGGCCCUGAUUCACUACGAGGUGGGCGCUCUCACCGCAUUUGUCAUGAAACACACGUACACGUCUUCCAUGACGGUUCGUAGCUAUUUGGAUCUCCAGAAUGAGGUCCUGCGACAAGCCCGGGAUCGACUGGACAUUCUCUACAUGAAAAACCUGGACGAGACCGAAAUACUGCAGAAGCUUGCCAAGGAUCUCUUGCACCAAGCAUUCAAACGGAUCAGAUUGAUCCAGCUCCAACCAAUCCUGAAUGCCAAAGGUAUCGACGAAGGACAGCGCGCCGGGCUCGAAGCCAAAGUCUACCAAUUGGCCAUCGACUACUGCAAAAGCACCCAGAACCUCAUCAGCUUCUACACCCCUUACAGCCUCGACUGGGCCGUCAUCCGCGCCUUUUCGUGGCACUCGGUCGCCGCCAUGCUCUCCAUGGUCCUCCGCCACGACGCGCUCAGCGAAACCCCCGAAGCCCGCGCCGCGAGCAGCCGCAUCGAGCGGCUCUUCCAGAACCGUCCCUCGAUCGACUACCUCGCCGGGAACGACAACCUGUGGGAGCCGCUUAGGAUCUUGCGGGCCGAACUUACCGCGCGAGAGGCCGCUGUGGCGGCGGCUCGGAUUGGGAUGGGAGGAGUCGACGUGGCGGGCGCAGGAGGAGGGUCUGAUGCUGGCACGACGGACGGAUGGGCGGACUUGGUUUCGACGACUUCAACGAGCAUUGAUCCCGCGUUGUUUGGUUUGGUUGGUGCUAGUAUGUGUGAAGGCGAGGACCUUGGUUUUGAGACAUUAGCAGACUUGGAAUCAUUCACUUGA
Molecule: messenger RNA, 1998 nt
Organism: Fonsecaea multimorphosa CBS 102226
Lineage: Eukaryota; Fungi; Ascomycota; Eurotiomycetes; Chaetothyriales; Herpotrichiellaceae
Exons: 4
Coding region: 1-1998 (665 amino acids)
Biological process (GO): regulation of DNA-templated transcription; DNA-templated transcription
Molecular function (GO): zinc ion binding; DNA-binding transcription factor activity, RNA polymerase II-specific; DNA binding
Source: RefSeq, a predicted model, not a curated record